UGCUUGCCUUUGUGUUUACCGGCAGAAACAUUGUAUUAUAAGUUAUAAAACUAUAAGGCUACAUUUUCUAGUUAGUCAUAGUAAUACUACAAUGUCUGACGAAUCAUCCAACACACAGAGCGCCAAAAUCUGUGGGCUGUGUAAUGAGAACCCUAGUAAAUACUGCUGCCCCCGCUGCGAAGUAUUGUACUGCUCCUUAGAUUGCUACAGAUCUGAAAAGCACCAAGAAUGCUCCGAAAACUUCUACCGCAACUGUGUGACAGAAGAACUCGCCUCAAAUCACGUUGAUGAUGAAUCUAAGCGCAAAAUGAUUGAAAUAUUAAAGCGUAUGCAUGAGCAAGAAAUAGACACUGAGGAUAUCAAGGAGAUGCUAGAAAACAUGGACUCGGAUGAUGAAGAAAGUGAGGAUCUUCAUGAAAGAAUUAAAGGGCUUAAUUUAAAUGAUGCUGAUCAGCUGUGGGGAGUAUUGACGGAAGAUGAGAGGAAUGAAUUUGAGGCUCUGUUAAAUAAGGGUGAUGUGGGAGCUAUUAUGCCACAGUGGGAGCCAUGGUGGAUGUUUAGAAAGAAAGAGAAGAAGGUAGAGGAAAUAACUAAGGAAGAAAGUGAAGCAUUGAAAAAGUGUCCUGAUUUAAAGAAGGUUCCAGCUUUAGAUUCUAUGACUACUGUCCAACCCUCCCCAGCAAUAAAGUUUAAUAUAACAAAUAUCAUAGCAUCCUACGCAUUUGUGAUGCGAUACUUCAACGGAGACGUGGAGCCCCUGGAAUGGGUAACACAUUUCCUCAAUGUUUGUGCCAAUUUGGAGUCUAGUGCCAAUUUUGAUGACCCUGCCAUAGCCGUUGAGUCAGUUGUACAGAAAUGCUUACAGAGUGAACUCAUUGAAACAGACGCGCCGAGUCUGGAUGUCAUGAAGCACGACACCUAUUUAAUCCUCCAAGGACCCAGUAAAGAGCACAAAAAUCACUACUGCAAAUCAGCUCUCUCAGAUCUCUACAGGGUGCUACAUAAAGCCAAAUCUAUAUCAAAAGCGCAGCCUACUGAUGAUAAGAAACAAAGUAAAGAUAAAGCAUUUUCUAAGAAGUUUCCGGAGCAUGGGACAGAACAUUUACCGCCCUUGGAUGGUAACAAGUUGAAGAAAUGUAUGAAGAAAGUUGAAUAUUAUUUGUCCUUCCUUGAAAGUGGCAUAGCAUAGCAUGGAAUUUGAAUGAGAACUUUUAACCUUUUCGCCGCCACGUCAAUGAAGUAAUAAAGUGUCAUCAACGCCAUGUCAAAAAUUGCACGUAAACAACCCGUAUAAACAUAUAAGUUAAUAAGACGUUUACUCAAAAAGUUUGAACAUAAGUACAUAUAAAAGUACACGAUAAUGCUUACAAACUAAUUGAAAGGAAAAGUGGUUUAGCUAAUGUCUGUGCCAAAAGCCACCGCCGUAUUUGUAUCUAGCCAAGGACAGCAGAAACAUUUACACUAUUACAUAUUGGACAGAAUAGCAAAACCGUACAAUGCGCAGUAGAUAAAAAAGUGCUAACUUAACUAAAAAUCAAUAUUUAUAAAGAAGGUUACUCAACCAAAAGUGCAUGUUACUUCCUUUUGGAGGUCCAGUAAAUAAGCCUUGCAGCGUAGUUUGAAAACCGCCAGGGACUUACAGUUAACUACUGAUGGCGGCAAAUUGUUCCAGCAUUUAGACGCAUCAAGUCGUAGCGUGGUGUGCACGCAAUGUACUGACUUUACAUCAAGUCAAUGGCGGCAAAAAGGUUAAAGAGUUGUAUAAUGUAAAUAAUGGAUGUUAUGUUUGUAAGAAUAAAUAAAGAUUGUAAGUUCCA
Cydia strobilella is the source of this 1817-nucleotide messenger RNA. Its product is annotated as zinc finger HIT domain-containing protein 2. The record is from RefSeq and is a predicted model, not a curated record. The coding region runs from base 92 to 1189 and encodes 365 amino acids. NCBI's taxonomy places the organism in Eukaryota, Metazoa, Arthropoda, Insecta, Lepidoptera, Tortricidae. The transcript has 4 exons.